Molecule: messenger RNA, 1875 nt
Organism: Rubroshorea leprosula
Lineage: Eukaryota; Viridiplantae; Streptophyta; Magnoliopsida; Malvales; Dipterocarpaceae
Source: the annotation of a GenBank genome assembly
CCUCAGCCAUUUCUGCUCCAACGCCACCACUUUCACGAGAAACAGCACUUACCAAACCAAUCUCGAACACCUUCUCUCUUCCCUCUCUUCCAACUCCUCCGCUGCCGCCAAUGGGUUCUAUAAUACAACCUCCGGAGAAAAUCCCAACAGGGUGUACGGUCUCUUCCUCUGCCGCGAUGACGUCUCGACCACUAUUUGUCGAGAUUGUGUCAUUUUUGCUACCGGUGACGUGACUCAGCGUUGCCCUGUUGAAAAAGAGGCCGUGAUUUGGUACGACAAGUGUCUCCUCCGCUAGUCCAGCAAAUUCAUUUUCUCCGCCGUGAGUGAAACGCCGAGGGUGGCUUUUUGGGAUAAUCAGAAUGUCACGGAUCAUGUCCGAUUGGGAUAAUCAGAAUGCCACGGAUCAUGCCCGAUUAGACGAGGUCCUGGCUAAUUCGUUGAAUGAGGCCACGAUUCAAGCUGUGUCGUUGGCUAAAAGGUUUAGCACCAACGUGGCUAAUGUUUCUCGGUUACAGACCCUGUAGAGCCUGGUCCAGUGCACGCCGGACCUUUCAAGUCCGGAUUGCAAUAGGUGCAUGUCUCCGGGUUGUCAGAGCAAGUCUCUCCGGUUGUUGCAGUGGAAGAGUAAGCGGAAGCGUACUAAAUCCUAGUUGUAAUGUUAGGUAUGCUGUUUACCCGUUCUAUAAUCUGACUGCAGUUGCAACUCCGGCGCCACCACCACCAGUGGUUACUUCUUCUGGUUCAGUGAUCAUUCCCAAAGGAAAAUGUCAAAAAUCAUGGCUGAUAAUUGUUGCCAUUGUUGUCUCAAACAACCCAGUGCAAGAAGCUAAUGUUGGGAUUGAUAUAACCACUAUAAAGUCACUGCAGUAUGAUCUCAACUCAAUUGAAGCGGCAACAAACAAGUUUGCAGACGGUAAUAAACUAGGCGAAGGUGGAUUUGGUGUGGUAUACAAGGGUAGUUUUCUGAAUGGAAAAGAAAUAGCUGUGAAGAGGCUAUCAAAACGCUCUGGACAAGGUGCAAAGAAUUCAAGAAUGAAGUUGUAGCACUAGCCGAGCUUCAGCACCGGAAUCUAGUGAAGCUGUUAGGAUUUUGCACAGAAUGAGACGAGAGGAUACUUAUCUACGAAUUUGUUCCCAACAAAAGUCUUGACUUCUUCCUCUUUGGGCUGGCCUUUCUUCACAUUUAUCUGGAUUGAACUGUUCUUUACUUAGUUAUGAUAUGAGUAUUAUUCAUAGCUAUUUAGCAUUACUGCUUUUGUUCAGUUCUUUCACAACAUGUCAACCCAAUUGCUAAUUGCUGUAAGGUAAUAUAUUCAGAUCCUGAGAGAAGUGGAGAACUGGAUUGGCCAAGACGCCACAAGAUAAUUAAGGGGAUUGCUCGAGACCUUCUAUAUCUUCAUACUGAUUCAAGGGUCAAGAUCAUACACUGUGAUUUGAAAGCUAGUAAUAUUUUGCUGGAUGAGGAUAUGGUCCUGAAAAUUUCAGAUUUUGGCAUAGCAAAAAUUAUUGAAGAAAAUCAAACACAAGAACCUACGAGGAGAAUUGUUGGCACGUAGUAAGUUCUCCAUCCCAAAAUCUUCAUCCUUUCUUGUUUGAUGAAGGCUAACUGUAAACUCUUUUUCAUUGAACUGCCAUCAUUCCAUAUUAUAGUGGUUACAUAUCUCCAGAGUUAGCAAUGCAUGGAAAGUUCUCUGAGAAAUCAGAUGUGUUUAGCUUUGGUGUAUUGAUGCUAGAAAUUGUAUGCGGUAAAAUGAACACAGGCUUCUAUAACUCUAAUCAUUCUGAAAACCUUUUAACCCAGGUAAGUGCUGGCAAAAAAUUUUUUUCUCAAUGCUAAAUGCUCUUACUGUUAGUCAAUAAGGAGCAUGUUUUAUC